CCCUCCUCGUCCGCCUGCCAGCCAGCCUUCCGUUCCCGGUUGUCUAUAUUCGCCGCCUGUUGGCCCACUCGCCUCUCUUUCGCCUUAGCUACUUGUAACUGAGUGGGAAGACCGACGAGAGAAGAAGAAAAAAGUUCAUCAGUCACCCACUUCCAGCUUCUGAGAACCUUGAAGACCGGUGUCUGCCAGAUCGAUCCGCUCCUUCUUAGUUGCGAGAUUCAACCCACCUACUACUAUUACAACCACAAAGCCACGCGAGGAAAAAAAAAAAACAACACCGUCUGGUUAUCAUAUUCAUAUGACCGUCAGCUGGCCUUUCUCCUGGAGUACAUAGGCUCAAGUGAGUUUUUCGGAGUUACAGUAAUCAACCGCUUCCCCGGGUUCGCCCUUUUUUAUCCUUCUGUCUAUCUCGCACUCUGUUUCGUUUUCUGUCUGUCGCCGCAGAUUGCAUCAUUUCGUCUGCCGAUAACCUUUGAGCUACACAUUUAAGGCUGAGGUGCUCAUCUGCUGAAAGCUUUGUGCCGGCCAGGGGCUCGCGGUGGUAUUCGACUCCAAUUCCCGUAGUGGAUUUAAUCUUCAGUCUUUCACCAUAACUCCCUCCGCGGUCUUGUUGUCACCUCCUUUGUCUCCCGCCGCAGGCAUGGAGUCAUCGGACAGUAGGAGGCAGAGCGACACUUUGCCGUCAAUGAGCUAUAUGGAAUUCGAGAGAUCGGCGAGAGAAGCGGCUCAAUUCCAUCAGCGACAUCCAUCUAUUGCCCGUACGAGUAUUUCAACAGCCUCACCAAUCAGUCCCACGACAUUACUUGCGCCCCCGGCCCAGUCACUUCCGUUCCCGUCGUCGUCUUCGGCCAUUAGCACGAAUGGGUACCUAUCACCGCCGGAUUCCCGACGGACUUCGGGAAAUGAGGAUGGAAGGCAAUCUUUGCCUUCGUUACAGGAAGCGCUAUUUGACAGACUAGAUAAACCAUUCACAACGCCCUCGCCCAUGCAGACACCCCCACUCGGCCAGGGUUCCUUUUCC
Molecule: messenger RNA, 1021 nt
Organism: Tuber melanosporum (Perigord truffle)
Lineage: Eukaryota; Fungi; Ascomycota; Pezizomycetes; Pezizales; Tuberaceae
Exons: 3
Source: RefSeq, a predicted model, not a curated record